Molecule: messenger RNA, 722 nt
Organism: Amoebophrya sp. A25
Lineage: Eukaryota; Dinophyceae; Syndiniales; Amoebophryaceae
Source: the annotation of a GenBank genome assembly
CGUGGGCGGAAGCGCAUAUGCACAAACAGUGCUGCGACGCGACGCAUCCGGAUUGCUCCGUUCUAGGCGACCCUACGCACGUAGGCGCAGACGCUAACACCGUGCGUAUCCACGUGAAUGACAACAUGUGCGCCGCAGUGCGAGGCCAGUGGGGGGGCUUGCUUGAGAACGCGAAAGAUAGAUCAGCGACCACGACAUCAUCUUUAGCUGCAGUGGACGGCGAAUGCAUGAACGGCGAUGUCACCUGCAAGCCGUGCGCCUGCGGUGCGGGCAGCGAGACUCCAGGCUCCAGCGAUAGCCGCGUCUACCACGAAGCCUUCUGUCCCCAGUUCCAACUGGGAGGGUCGCGCGUUCGCGGGAACAGCAGCGCAGCAGCAGCUGCGGGAGGUGGAGGGGAAAAUACUAGCGGUGAUCAUCCGCUGCACAGCUCGCCGAACAGCUCCGUGUCUCUGGACCAGUACCACGAGGGUAGCAAAGCUGGUGGUAGGACGUUUGCAGCGCCAGCCCAGCACUGCGUAAGGGUCCAGAACACUUUUGUCCACAUAGAUUGCGCACAGGAAGACUGCGACUUGUGCGCGAUAAAGCGGAGGGCCAACAGUUGCCAUCUAGACGAGCUCCAGGUGGCGCGCAUAAUGGAGGGAUUUCAUUGGUGCGACACUGACGACGAAAAGGACCGUGAAAACACCGACACUAAGAGUGAAGGUGGAGUUCCGGCCUACUAA